AUGCAUAAGCCGGUGCUGUCUCAGCUUGUGUACAAUGCCAUUUUCCCGAGGCCGCGCACAAACGAACCAUCUACAUUUGCGUCCCUUAUCACCCGACAUCUUGUUCCUGAGGUUCGCAUCGAAACUUCCACUUUCUAUGGCACCCUUGACUGUAUUGAAGCCCAAUAUCCUGGGCUCGAUUAUUCCUUCCCCCCGCACCGAAUGAGGUUGGGUCGCUUCGCAUGGCAUCAGAAGUUGUUCAAGGCGUUCGACGAACUAGGAUUGACGGAAGCUGAAAUCGCUUCGCUUUGUCGUUGGGAGGGUACAAAGUGGGCUAGGGAUCGUUACGAACGGGAUAAAGCUGUCCAGGUUAGGGAUACCACGACAGACAAUAUUAGGUGUGCUACUCCGCCACUACCACCGUCGGUCUAUAUACAUAAAUACGUAGAAGAUACCCCCCGAAACCACCAGCUUCCGGAUCUUAAAAACGAAGACAGAUUCCCGGAAUUAGAAAUCAUAUCAGAGCUACACAGCCGCGAGGAAGACGAAGAAGAAACGAGUGAUGACGGUGAUGAAAUGGAAAGUUAUGGGGUUACGUUAAACCAACGUCUACUCCAGGCAGCGGAAGCGCGACAACAAGGAGCGGAUGUGUCUCUUGAUGAAGAUUGGGAGCAGUGGCUGAAGGAAGCCUCUGAACAUAAUGCAUACGUGGGAAUGCUUCAUGCAAUUCGAUCUGGCCGACCGCUAAACGUUUCGCUCACCAACAUGCCUUUACACUCGCCGCCGUCAUCAUCAGACACCGCGGCUGACCAGGCCCGUUCCAAUGUCAAACAGACGUUCCGGGUCGACAACUAUAAGAUCUAG
Molecule: messenger RNA, 843 nt
Organism: Histoplasma mississippiense
Lineage: Eukaryota; Fungi; Ascomycota; Eurotiomycetes; Onygenales; Ajellomycetaceae
Exons: 2
Coding region: 1-843 (280 amino acids)
Source: RefSeq, a predicted model, not a curated record